AUGAAGCACUUUUCUAUAUCGAACUUUCCCAAAUCAUCGUUGAAGUGUAAGAUUUCGUACCUCGAUUUUUACUGUUUUUUUUUAACUCAGAAACCGUGCAUCAAAUUCGACUUCCACGUGGUGAUGAAUUUGAUAGAAACUGUUGUUAGGAUUAUAGAGUAUCUAGAAAAAAGGGACGAGAAAAACCGAAUUUUUAACUACAUUCUGAAUGGCCAUGUUCCUCGUUCGUGUUCAAAGGAUGCCCGAAAUGGAGACCCUUAUGAUCGAAGAAAUCUGAGCUUCCUUUAUGAGAAGAAGCCAAACGAUGGCGUGCACCAGGCGCAUCACGAGUGGCAGAGUAUUAAGAAGAAUUAUUUGGAGGAGAACGACGGGGAGGCAUACAAUUGCGGUACGAACAAUGGUUAUGUUAACCAUUCAAAUGUAGGUGAGAACUGGCAGACUCCCGCUAAUAAGAAUGGGACGGAAGGCGAAAAUGUUGUCCAUAAGAAAAACUUGAACGAUGAGGUAAUUCUUUUGGAAAGGCCGGUUUGGAAUGGUAAUAGUAGCGAGGUGAACAAGCAAAAAAAUAAAGACCUAAAAAAUUUGUAUGAAAAAAUUAAGAAAAAAAGUAGAGAUUUCUCCAUUUUGUAUAGUAAGAAAUCCGACACCAAAUUGGAUAACCUGAAUGAAGAGCAGAGCAAAGAUGUAACCACUGACGACAUAGCUAAUAAUUCGGCAAAUCACACUGACAACAUUUGUAGGCAUUUUAAGGUUUACGCGAAUGAUAAAAAUAAUGAGCACCUCAGUGGAAUGGAUGAGCAGUUGCACUGUGAAGAUGCGACCAGGACGAAAUCCUCCAACUCGUAUAAUUUUAUUUAUUUUAACAGCAAAGUGACGGUUCUUGAUAAUGACAAGGCUGUUCUGGCCAAACGUGUUAGUCUACAUGGGAAUGAUGAAUUCUAUGUACAAAAUAAAGAUGUGUUGCAUAAGCCCUCAGAAGGCUAUAAUUGCCACAUGGUUCCGACCGACGUUGUGGAGAUUAAAUCCGAACGAGGAGAAAGCUCUUACGUAGAUCAAAACUGCAAAGAGAAAGACGCAAACGCCCCUAUGAGGGGCCCCAUAAAAUAUGGAGUUUCACGCGACAGCUCAGGGGACCCAGCUGUGACUUUGUGUAACGGAAAAAUGGAGAAAGAGGCGGAGGUAUUGGAAGAGAGGGCCAUGGAUAGUAGUAGCAACCUCAAUAACGAAACCACCAGCAAUCUCUUAGAAGAGGAGGAACAGAAGCGCAAAAAUUGCCUAAUGCACAAGUGUACCUCGAGUUACAUUUCCACCAAUUUUGAGAAGUUUAAAAUGGAAAAUUCAGCAAAAGGGAGUAUGGAUUUUAAGGCUGCGAAAAAUAAUUUGGUUCAAAAAAAGAAAAGUUUGUUAAGACGUCAUGUUAAAAAUUUAAGCGAAUUCAAAAGGAAUACUGCAACUAGUGAUGGAAAGACGUCGAAUGUCAAUGCAAAGGCCAGUCAUGCGAACUGUUAUCAGGAAUUUUAUUUCAAUGGUAAAGAAAAAAAGGAUGAGGAGAAGAAGAAGUACGGGAGCACGUCUGUCCAUGAGAAUUUCAUAGUGGUACCUGUUGUUAGCGCGGAUUCGGUUCCCAUUAAGAAUAAAAGGAAAAAGCUGGGGAAGGAAUUUAUUAAGGAGCACUUUUCGCAGAAUCCUAAUGCAAAGGGGGAUUUCGCGUGUGAGCACAUAUCAGAUGGGAACAUUGCAAAUCAGCACACUGCGAAUGAGUUCUUUGCGAAGGAGCAUCUGGCGAAGCUACAGUUUCUAAAGGAAGAUUACAAGACGGUUAUUGAGUUUUUUCUGUAUUUCAUGACCUUCGUGAGGAUUUUCUUCAGCCACCAGUUAUACAAAUAUUUGCUAGCCACCAUGAAUGCCCAAAUAAAUAAAAGGAGCGUGUACUUGUACAAUCGGUGCAUCCACAUUUUAGUGAAUUUUCUGUUUAGCAAAGAUAAGGACUUAUCUGUUAAGGCCGAAAGCACUCUGCGGUUUUUGAUUGUCAUUAAUGAGCACGAUAAGGACCCGGGGCUGAACGACAGCGCGGUGAAGAAUUCUGCGAAGAGUGGCAAGUGUGUGGAUAAAAUUUCCGGGAGAAAUGGCGACCCGUUUCGUGGCAGCAAAAUGAUGAAUAUGAACAAGAAUUUUACAAAUGUAUGGAAAUUAAAUAAAAUCGAUUUGAAAUUAUACUUAAAGUCGAUACUAUGCAAUUUGUCAUAUGCCCUACGGAAUAACGGUUUCAUUUUGAGCAAAAAUUUUAUUAUUGGUCUUAGCAAAAUAUAUUCUUUUUUUCCCCAACUGUUUUCGUCUUAUCUGAUCAACGGAUUUGUUCAGUAUGUAAAAUUUUGGAAUGACAAAUGUGGAGAGGAUAAAUUUGUGCACAAAAAUUUUGAACAGGUGAUGGAAGUUUUUUCGAGUUUUUUUACCAGGUGUAGAUUAACGUACGACCAGUUUAAGGAAAUUAUUGAUUUGUUGUUUGGUAUAUUUAGCCGCACGCAGAAGGGGAGUACCAUUUCUCUUCCCCAUUUGGACGAGUUAAACGGGUUGAGGAACAGUGGAAAAUCGGGCAACGGCGCGUGGAAUCGGGAAAAUAAUUCUGCAACUAAUACUGAGGGAGUGUCGAUCAUUCCUCACACCAUCGCGGAAGUGAAUGGGGUUGGUCAUUCCGUUUACGUAAGCAUGAAUAAAAAUGUAGUGAUAAGCACAAAUGGAAUUGUGUACAAUGAAAGUUCCCCUGUGGCGAAGGGCAAGAACGAAUUUGGUACAAAUGUCCCUGGCGUGGAAGUGCUCGGGCGAGGGAACAACACGAGCAUUAAUAAUGUCGGCAGUGGAUCGAAUGAGAAGGUGAACAAUGGGACGAUGAACAAUGAGACAAAUUUAUCGAACCAAAAGAAGAUACUUGAAUAUUUCAUAACGAAUUGCAGUAACAAUGAGAACAGCCAAAUGAACACUUUAUGCAUGCGUACGUUGACUUUGCUCUGCUCCAACAAUCACGAACACGCGAUGAAGUACUUUAUCCAGCAGAGGCAUAACCAGAAGGUGUUUUCCCAUUUUGUUUCCACGCUAAGGGUUAAAAAUCAAGUGGGGUUUAGAAAAUACAUUUGUAAGAAAAUUCCCGUCCUUGUUAAUAUUCUGUUAAGAUUUAUUUGCGAUUUUAAGCCGAAUGAGUUUCCGCUGCGUGUGUUUAGCACAUAUCUUUUUAGUGUCAACGAUGAGGAUUUACGGGAAGUAAUUUUGUACGAUUGCUCUAGGAUGAAAGAAUAUGCCGAUAGAAAUAUUGACAGCAAUUUCAGGGAAUAUACGUCCCCACAUUUAAUGAGGGGCGAACCCAUUGGGGAAGGAACAAAUGGAGAUGCUCAAAGUGGGAAGUACAACCAAGGAAGUCAGCUAAGGUCCAUCCCAAUUAUAAACGUCAGUAAUUUUCUUGUGAACCUUUUCAGCGUUAUAAACGUUCUGCAUGCGGUACUGUUGUAUGAACCAUCGUGGUUAUUUCUCAAUUUUUACGAGGACCGAGUUCGGAAGAAUAUACCGAGCCUAAUCGAGGUUUUGUACUUGUGUUUAAUCCAUUUGAUUAGUCAGUAUUUGUCAUUGGAGAACACUAAUUUUUUAACCUUUUUACUGAGCCGAGAAUGCAAAAAGUGCGUUAAGAUAUUGAUUCUGUUUUUUAAUUUUUCCCGUGAUUUGCUCAGGUGCGUAGUGCUAGACUGUGUUCCGCAGCAAAAUGGUGUGACGCCUAGCAAAGAGCGUACAACGUUAGUGUCGAGCAAGAACGGCACCAGGGAUGACAUCCUAUACAACAGUAUGAAGUAUAAUAGUUACCUGUUUUUCCUGAGAACCAAUUUGCUCAUCAUACUGGCGUUCAUCGUAUGUACAAAUAGGGAUGAAGAUUACAGCUAUUUGCACACGUUUUUUAAGAGGUGUACAAAGAAAGGAUUGCGAUUUAGGGAAAAACGAUUUUUAUUUUUUACAAUCGUGCGUAUUUUGCAUAAUUUUGACGCACCCAUUUUGGGCCCAUUUUUUGAAACCGCCUUACGGUUUUUUAUCGUGCCUGUACUGAAGGAAUAUAUCAAGAGAGCCCAAAAGGUGAGGCACAUCUCCUUAUCGGACGAAAAAAGUGAAUCAAACUGUAGUACCUCUGAUACAGGAAUAAUCAGUAGAUUACAGCGCAAUAGACUCCUCAUGAGUGUACACGCGAAGUUGUUCACGCAAGCGGACACGAAUCAGAUUAGCCGAAGUGAGAAAAGCAAUUCAUUGAGAACUGAUCACAGUUGUAGGAGUAGUUUCUUUAACGCUAAUUGGUACUAUAACACAAAUGGGGGAGUUUCAGCCAUCUACAAUAAUGUCAGGGCAGGGAACAAUUACGAUUACACGGGGGACGCAGGCUAUUGGAGAGAUCAAACUGGUGCAUAUGCCGCGAAUAGCAAUGCGUACGUUAAUUUGGCGAGGAAUAACAUAUGGGCAUCGGCGUUCAUUAGAAAACCACAGAAUUGCACGUUUGUACAUAAUUUAAAUGACAACAGUUGUUCAGGUAACGCAAAUAAUGAGUACUGUUUGUUCUAUAUGUCGAUUCAUGGCGAAAGGCAGAAUGUGCAGCUUUAUCCUUUUUACAACCACAGUUUGUUUCUUAGUAUAAAUGAAAUUCUUUACGCGCUUAAGGCCCUACUAGGAAGGGGAGCUCAUUCGAAAGAUGUCAUCAUACACAAGUUGAGCAUUAGCAGAAUGGUUGUACAACUGGUCAGAAGGAUAAAAUGCGAGAAAAGCAAAAUGAUAAUGCUGAGCUAUGUAAGAAGGUUUAACAAAGCGUAUCUGAAUUUUCCCUGUGAUGAUGUAAAGCAGUUAAGCAUUCGCAACAUUAUCAACGCGUGUAAGUGUAGCCGUAAUGCCUAUUUCAACGAUUUGAACCAUUUGACGCUGAUUUAUCCGCAUUUGCUUUAUUACUGUAAGACUGAAGAAAAUGUUCUAAUGAAAUUAAAUUUAAAGGCGCUAACAGAAAUAAUAUCCAAGAGGAGAGAACAUGGAAAGUAUUCCAGCAAGGGGGAUAUUUUACUUCGCCAAAUAAAAAGAAGCCACGUGCAUUGCUAUUACUGUAAGGUUUAUAGUGCAAAACGGGUCGUGAAAGAUAAUAGGAAACGAAGCCUUUGUUACCCCCAUGCGGAUAGCUUCAUUAGCAAAUUAGCCAUGAGUACACAAAAUAGCAGACAUCUGUUCUACAAGAAUGGGCAUAUAAAAAAUUACACCUUAUUGAACCAUAGAGGGAUCAUUCUGGGCUAUCUUAAAAAGGACAAAACUGUGUUUAAUAAAAUCCACAUUUUAGAAGUUGCAUUGGGUCACAAGUACGAUUUUUUUAAUGUAUACCCCUAUGUGAUAGCCUCAAUUUUUAAGAAUUUCGAAGAAAUGACUAGUCGUGUAUAUAUCAAUGGGAAGAAGAAAUCCCUUUUGAUUCGCGCCUUAAGUGUUGCACUGACAUUUAUAAAGUUCAAUAUUUUCUGCAACUCCGUUCAUAAGUUGUUUAGUUUGGUAAAUAAUGACCUAGUUCUCAGGGAAAUUGAUCCCCUAGCAAUGCACGACUUGCAGGUGUGGAACAAAUCGCAGGAGCGGAACAAGACGGGAGUACCUAAUGGAGAGAAUAUACACAAUGGAAAAAGUGAUCCUCCACCAUUACGCGAAUUGCGAGCUAAACAAAAGGUCCCUAGUGUAAAAAAGGCGAAGCGUGAUGUGAUCGAACAAAACGUGAACAUUGGGCAAAAAUCGAGAAACCGGAAGAGAGAAGCUAUCACUGAGCGUGACAGUGGAUGCAUUUCUGUACACAUACGGGAGGGGAAGAAACAAAUUGGUAAUAACAAGGGGGUUGUAGCUCUCCAGGGGGAUUAUGUCCCAAAGGAAAAAUCGCCCGGAAAACUGUCCAAGAUGAUGAAAGCCAUGUUAAACUAUUACGUAAAAACUGGAAACGAUGACGAGAAAAGGCACCUCUUCCUCAUCGGCCUUGUGAACGUAGUUAAGAAGUACAAUCGGAUAUACGUUAACUACAGCAUAUUAAAUGUACUAACAAAUUUAAUUAUUUCGAGCCUCAUGCAACGUGGGGAUGAACUACAAAGAGCCAACAUGACGAAUAAAAUUUUGAGCAUUCUUGAAAAUAUACUGAGAAUUAAGAAUAGUGUAAAGAUAAAAUAUGUAGAUGUGUACAAAACGCUCAUCUGUUUUUAUUCUAUAAAUUGCACUACCAGGGAGUAUAUCAGGAGGAGAAAAGGAAAGGGUGGAACUAACCACGAAAUGUGUGAUGAUGGUAUGUUACAGAAUUUACUUCACAAUAUUAUUACCUUGGAAAUGCAGAGCAAGAGAAGCCAAAAUGGCGAAGUAGCUGUGCGUAAUUUCAGUGCACGAUCCAGUCAUUCCAACGAAGGAGCAGUUGCAAAUGAGGACGGUGGUGGGACGGAAGAUCAGGUAAGUGCCUUUUCCUGCACAAACCAAUGGACAUACAGUUUUACGAAUAAUUCUGAAGAGAGAGAAUCCUUUAGUGGAUUUUCAAAAAAGGAAAAAUUGCCCAAUGACAGUUUUGUCGAUGAUACUUUCAGCAGAAAUGAAAGGUGUUCUAUUGCGAAAAAUUUGCAAACGAAUUAUUUAAACGAAGAGACCCUAACCAUUGCCCCCAAUAGUUUCAAGGGUACGGAUAAGAACGGAAAGGAUAUUGCUGACAAGUCGAAGAUGGUUAGCACUUUGAAGAAUGCUCUACUGAAUGAGAUGGGAAUAGGCAAUGCGAGAAAAAUGUAUAUGGUGAAUGGCAACUUUUCCACUGAGGAGAAGCAUGCAGAACAAAUUAGCAACGCGUACGAAAUGAUAAAUAAGGGAUAUGGUAUGACCGUGGUGAAGACAAUUUAUAGGGUUUUAAAAGUUCUGAUGAAGUAUUCGAAUAGGAAAAGCAUUUGCAAAAAUUUGCACAUUCUAUGUUGCAUCUUCUUUUUAUUACUCAAUUUUGAUAACAAGAGGGUGGAAAGGGCCACUUUAUUAUUAAUAAAUCACAUCGUAAUAACUCACAGUCUGUUCGUGGACAAUUUUCGCAGCAUAAUCAAUAGAAGUACCCCCCAAGGGAGGAAGAAGGGCGAUCCGAGUGAACCUAGCCAAACAGGUGUUAAUCUGGGAACACAUGACACGAAGAAAGAUCCACAUUUCAUGUUUAAUAACCAAUUUGAAAGGGAACAAGAUGUCACCGGUAAAAUUCAAUUUUUGCAUGAAAUGUUGAUUAAUCUAUGCCUUAGGGGCAUGGACGCGUAUAGGAAGAACAACAGGACGUAUUAUAUUGAUAACACGCUCUACGUAGAGGCAAAAUUAGAAACGAGUCUCAACAUAUUUACAUUCUUCUGUCAGAUUUAUGAUAGAAAUGGAAGGAAUCAGUACGCACAGUUGAUUAGGUUUUUCAUUUUGGAAUACCUAAAGAGGUUGAGAUGCAUCGCUUGUUACUGUUUGAGGAAGAAGAGAAGAAUGGUUACCCUGAAGCAGUUGCUUUUUUUAAUAAACACGAAUCUGCAUUUAGUAGAUAAGAAGGAAGCUAUACACUUCUUGGAAACCAUGCAGUCGUUACUUCUGUUGGAGUCCAAAGAUGGUUCCAGUUUUCAUUUAUUCAUUUUGAAUAUGAAGGAAGAAGAGAAGGAGCACAGAAUUAAGCAAAAGGCGCAAGUGGAAGAAAUAAUAAAAGAACUGAGUGAUAAAAAGAUGAGCAGUUUUCAUAUCAGCCACUAUAUCAAGUAUAUAAAUAGUGUGCACGAUGGAGCAGGCACAUGGCAUUAUGUGCACAAUUAUAGAAUAGCGAGCAGAUACUGUCUUUCCAAGGACAGGAUAAUAUAUGAAAGGAGAAGAAAAAACUUCAUGAGGAGCAAAAUCUGUCGUGAUAACAUGAACCAUAGAGAGAUGAUCAACGAUCUGUAUGCACGUUUGUUCUGUAGGGGGGGUGGUAACAACUGUGCGGUUGUUUCUCAUUUAAACAGAAAUGUGCAGGUACGAGAUGUUCAAGGGGGGGCUAAAAAUGGUGUACAAGAUGGUGAAAAAAAUGAUCAAAAAAAUGAUCAAAAAAAUUACAACAAAACGGCGGUUGCAAACCAAGUUGUCAGCCCCCAUGUGAAGGGGAUCACAAAACUGAAGAAGGAAAAGAGAAGAAAACGAUUUUACAAAAGAUUGAAAUGUUAUGAUGACAUCUUUGAGGCGUACACCAUUGAGGAAAAUCUAUGUAAUGAUUUAUUUUUGUGCAAAAAGGAGAAGAAGCUGAAGACGUUCUUGUGGUCGUGCAGGAAAAAUGAAAACGUAGGCAUAUGCCUAUCUUCGGAAGAGAAGGCACAUUUAAUUAGAAACUUAAUCAUCUUUGAUUAUUCGGAUGACUAUCACUGUUAUGUAAAAUAUUACGACAUAUUACUGUACUUUAUUAAAAGUCAAAAGGAAACGUAUUCUGAGAGGUACCACAUUAUCGAUUUGAAGAAUAUUUUUUUAAGGCACCUACUGCCGAACAUUUUAAGGGGGACUUUUUCGUUUAUUCCGAAAGUUAGAUACACCUGUACGAACCUUUUUCAGAAAUAUUUUCUCCCCAACGAGCUGUUUGAGUCCAUUUGUUUUUUAUUUAAGAACGACUAUUUUAAGCAUAUCAUUGAUAAGUAUUUCGUGAGCCUAUUUUUAAAUUUGCUAUUUUCGUUCUUUAAGCACAACGUGGAUACGUAUGUGUACUUGAAGAAGCGAACGCAAGGCUUAGUGCCCUUUUUGUGCAAGCGGAAGUGGGAGAACGGGGGAGCCGCUACUAAUGGAAGGGUUACUGAUGGAAGUGUUAGUGAUGAAGCGAUUACUGAGGGAGCUGUUACUGAUGGACUGGUUUGUGCAAACGCGGCGAGGCAAACAUGUGAGAAAACGAAGAAAAAAAAAAAAUGUUUCAAGGCAAGGGAGACGUGCUCGGCUAUCAACAUGGAAAAUUACAACAGCGAUUUCUUCACGUGGAGACGCUACUUAACCAAAUACUGCUCCGAACAGCAAACUUUCGUGAACAAGUGCCAAAAAAAGUUCAUAAAAGCCAAAUAUUUAUUUAAACCAAUUUUGAGUUUGAUAAAUAUUUUUAAGGAAUACUGUAGAUCGGUGUGGAUAGACCUGUUUGCGCAAUUGUUCAAUUAUUUUAAUAGCGAACAAAUUAAUGAAUUAAAUUUUUGCAUUGUUCAAUUCUUGUACAACUAUAUCACCUUCAUUGAAGCAUCUUCUAAUAAUGAUAAGAUGUGCAUGUCGAGAGAGGCGAAUGACAGAGGCGCCUCUACCUUUGGCAGCAGUUGGAGGAAAAACAGAACUUUUCAAAAUAAUGUGUAUGGAAAUGACUAUAACGUGAACGUGCUAGAAACUACCUUGACGUGCAUAUUUAAGACCCGCAUUAUACUGUACGUUCCCACGGAAAUAAUUUUAUACUGCGCGAAGAACUUUUGUACGUAUGAAAUUUCCAAGUGUAUGCUACAAAUGUUGUUGUUUCAUAAUUUGAGGAAAAUGAAGAAGUUGGCUAGUCGCGGCGAAGUAGAAAAUGCAGCCCCGAUUGAGGACACCAAUGAGAAGCAGGCAACAGGUGCAAACACAUUCGGCACUCAGAAACCAAGCAGGAAUAAAAAUAAGAAGCAAAGCGAAAGUACAACUGUUAAUAACGGCGGAGUCCCAAAUGACCGAGUGCAGAACAGAUUGACCAUUGGCGCUAAAAAUGAGGACCCCGUUUACGCAAUGAAAAAAAGUUACAACAGCUACAAGCAAAUCAUCAACUGUUUAAUCGAGAUAAAUAGCGACUUGAAUGAACGUGACAAUGUGUACGCCCUGAGGACAUAUUAUGUGAGGAACAUUGAAUUAUCCAAGUCUCUCUUUUUUAACCAUUACAAUUUGUACUACAAAAAUGAAUAUUCCUAUUUGAAGCAUUUUACUAGCUAUGAAAAUCUGAACUUAACAAAAGAAGAAUUAGAUAUUAACAGAAUGAAUUGGAUCGACAGUUUGAAAUAUUUUAGUAAAGUAUCUUGUAUCGAGAGCUACAUGAAAUUAAUGCAGUUGAGGGAGGAAAUGAAAAAGAAUGGAGACUCCAAGUCAUCCCAGUUGAAAACCUGCGUAUCGUUGUCAGAGGAAAGAAAAGAAGAUCCAAUUGUGCUCAGUUGCAACUACGAAACAUUGAGCAGGAACUACUUAACAAAUUUGAAUAAUGUGUACUGUAUAAUAAAGGACAAUUUGAAAUGUAUCCACGUGCAGGAUAACGUGGGAAGGAACAUCGCGAAAAUCAGCAGUGAAGUUAAAGGUGAUGGGGUGAACCCGGUAUGUGCGGCGGGAGAACCCCUGAAGGAAGAGUCCCACAAGGGCCAAAGUGCGGGAAGUGCCCAUAAUCGCGAUAGCGGCACUACAGCGGUUGUAACUGCGAAGAACAAUAUGGCGCCUUUGAAAAAAGACAAUGUCAACUCGAGAAGAUCGCGAAGAAGAAAAACCAACAGCCUAAUUAGGUUAAAGUUUAACAAAUCGGAAGACGCGAAAAUACAAACAACCAUUCACGAUUACUUUAAGAGCAAUAAGAAAACCUUAUCAGAGAACCAGGAGGGGGGAACGCACAUUGAAGGGUAUAACAAGGAGGGAGAGAAUGUGGCUAAGCAGACGAGUGAAAAAUGCCCGAGUUGCGGGGAGAACGCACACGAUGGCAAAAGCAGACCUAGUAGCAGGACAGACAUAAUAAGUGAUAGCAAAAUGAAUAGUAUUACCAGUGGGCGUAACAAGUGUGACGGGGCCAUCGAUCCUAAUGACGCCCACAGCACCAGUGAGAAUAUCCGAAAUGAUAACUACGGCGCCCGUUACGACGGUGGUUUCGGCGGUUUCGGCGGCGAAGGGGACGGUAAUAUUGCCCAUUUGUUGAAACGUUUAAGUCGUUCCGAUGAGGGGGACCACACAAGGACCAUCGUGCAUUCCUACUUGGAAAAAAUAAUCUACAAGUUACAAGAAAAUAGCAACACAAUUGUUGAGAGCAUGCAGGGGAGCGAAAUCAUCGAAAUUGACGAGGCAUUCGUUGAAAGGAACGUUGAAAGGAACGUCGAAAGGAACGUCGAAAAGAAUAUCGAAAAAAACGUCGAAGGGAAUGUCGAAAAGAAUAUCGAAAAAAACGUCGAAGGGAAUGUCGAAAAGAGUCUUGAAAAGAAUGUCCAAAGGAAUGUCCAACAAAGCGAAGAAGCGAAGGUGGGAGCAAGCGCAGAUCCAGGAGCGAAUGCGUUCGGAGAGAUAGUGUCGGAAGAAGGAAACGCAUUGAGUGAGUGUAAACAUUUUGUGAGCAACGUGAAUGACCAAUGUAGUGCAUUCCUUAUGAAAAAGUUCAAAUUCGAUUUGAAGAGCAAACACAUAAGAACAGUUAAAGAAAACAUAGAUGAUGGUAUGAAUCUGCUAAUUAACAAAGUGAGGCAAAUGUGCAAUUAUAAGAACAACAAUUUGACCCUUCUAUUUGCACACGCGGAACUGUUUGAACAUGCGCAAACGAGCAUAGAAAUAAUAAGGGAGAACUCGCUAAAAAAGAAAGCAACACAGAAGGAAGAAAAUGAAUUGCAGCUGAUAUGCCUAUUGCAUAAUCUAUUUAUGAUGUGCAACAAGGACACUUCUGUGUACGUUUAUGAUGACAUCCACAAUAUGAAAUAUUCCUACCGGUGGAAGCUUCUGUUUUUAAAAAUCUGUAAAAUUUUUAUGGAUAAAUGUGGUUUGUUCCCCUUUUCCAACGUUGGUUGUACCGAAAAGUGGAGUGGGAAGUGUAAAAACUAUCACUUAUUAAAUUUGAUGAAGAAGAUGAGAGAGAUGAACAGUAUGUCGUACAAUUAUUUUGACAAGCUUUAUGAGAAUUUUGUGCACAAAGGUGGUAGUAACGGAAUAAACAUGAGCAGUAGCAGUGGAAAUAGCAUUAGCAACUAUGGUAGUAAAAGGGGUGACAGAGUGCUGGAUGCCAGAUGCAGCUACAUGUAUAACAUCGAAAUCAUAAAAAUGAAUUUAAAGAAAUUAAUCAACAGUAAUAUUUCAAAUAAUGGCUAUAAUAUAACACAUAACAUGCUGGAGAAGUACAACGGUAUCGUCUGUGAUGAAACCGAAUUGUGCAGAAAGAGAAACUACUAUAAGAGGGAGAAUAAGGCAACCAUAUCCCAUGAAGACAAUUAUCUAUACAUUCGAAAUAUGGAGUACGAAUAUUUCAACAUAUGUAUUAAUUUGCGAAAGUUGGGGAAGAAUACCUUUCUUCACAAAGUUGUAAAGAAGCUCAAGUGCUACAUUAACUCACUUAAUCUUAUUAACACAUUUGACUUUGACUCCCUGCCAAUGGUCAGCUAUGAGAAAUUUCGAUGUGAGUUUUUCUAUCUAAAGGGAAAGAUUCUGUGCAACUUGAAUAAAAUUAUUUUAUUUUUGUAUAGAAAUAAUUUUAUUGAGAAGAAUUCCAAGCUGAACUGUGACAGAUGCAGGUAUAUGUGCCAGGAUAUCGCAAGGGAAAAUGAAUCAGACUAUGCGCAGAUCAGUAAUGAUAUAGUUUGCCCAGGACUGGGUACCCCUCAGAGGACGGAGGAAGAAAAAAGUCUGAACAUUCCCAGCGCUGUUGUUAGUAACAAUGAUGGAUGCAGCCGGAGUCACACAGGGGAUAACAAAAAAAAGAAAAAGAGAAAAAAAGGUACAGGUGCUGCCAACGAAACGUCCAACCCAUUGCAGGAAGAAAUAUUCCACAGUAGCAUUGAUGAGGAAAAUAACGAAAAAACCGUCGAUGAUAAAACUUUCAAAAGGAAGAAAAGAAGUAAAGUCAUCAAAGAAGCUAGCGAAACCACAGAAGAUAGUGAAAAAAAGAGCGUACUACAAUCCAAUGGCGAAAGUCCUUUACAGGAGAAGGAGAUAGAUAGCCAAAUCGAACUGAGCGACUGCAGAGAAUCGAAUAAGGAGGAGAAAAAGAUAGCGAAAAAGGGAGAUAUAAAAAGGCAACAGACGAAAAGCAACGGCGAGUACACCUACAAAUGUGACCACAAAAAGUGCUACCUAUUCGAUGGAAAUUUAAUUGAGGAGUGCUUUCUCUCUUCCCUCAAGAUAUAUCCACUGGAAAACAAUUCUUGGGUGCUGUGGGGUGACUACUGCAAGAAAGCUUUUAAGGAGAAAAAAAACAUAUCAUUCUGCUUAAGCUCCAUAAUUUCCUAUUUGAUAUACUCCAGCCUGAAUACACACGAGGGGUACUACCACCUAAGCAGCGUCCUCUAUUUGCUAAGCUCUGAUAUGAAGGAUAAUUCCAUUAUGCAAGUUUUUAACAAAUACAAUGAGAAUAUAUGUCCCAACCUCUGGCUGUUCUAUCUGCCCAUCUUAAUGAACAAUAUAAGUGUGAACAAGGACAAUUAUUUGUAUUUUCACAAAAUUUUGUAUGUCCUUAUGCGGAAAUUCCCCCAAGAUGUGUUUUACCAUGUUAGAGCGCUGCAAAUUGAGAGAAAUGAUAUGCUGUACUAUCUGCAGGAGCGUAGGAACAAGAAAAAAGGCAUGGGUGCAAAUUCCUCUUUAAUGAAAAAUAACGUAAAUAUAGUGAAAGAUCCCGAUGGGGGAAGGAACAAUCAGAAAAAAUUUAAAAUGGAGGAUAUAAUACUUCUCUGUGAUGACGCGAAGCAGAGUAAUGGGCACAACAUAAGAGGGUAUGGUUCUAAGGGGGGCAGUGACCCAUCGGGGAUAGGCACUAUAGCUGGUGAGAAUGGAAGCCGUGAGUUCUACAUGUUUGGUGGAGCUGACGCUGGGGGGAACACUCCCAGUGGGGACAGAAGCGAUUAUACAAGUGAUAACCGAAGUAAUAAUCGAAGUAGGAACCCAAGUGGGAAAAAAAAUAUCAAUCAAAGAAACGAGCGCAGUGGACAGGAAGCGGCCUCCAAUGUCAGGAUGCGCGUAAGGCGUAAAACCGAAAAGGAGAACGGAAAGAGCUGCAAGGGGGCUGAUCAAAGGGUCGACAGGGAGGCUGCCCCUACUGCCGUAAAUUCUCCCGCUGCGGAAAAGGAAAAAGGGUACAAUUACGCAGACCUAUUUACGGAUGGCUUUGACCAAUUGAUGAACGGGUUUAAGAGCAAACAUGUGGAUGUAUAUUUUUCCCUGAAUUAUAUGUGCAAUGAAAUUUUGAAUUACACCCGAUUGAAUCCACAUGAAGAGACGUACAACAUGGUGGAAAAGUUACUAGAUCGAUGCAUGGAAUUCCCCUACACACAGACACACGUAUCGACGUUUAUUCAGAACAUGACAGAGAAGUAUAUUUUGUACAAGCGAUAUAAAGCUAAGGUGAAGAAAAGUUACACAAAUAGUCGAAGGAGCAAAAUAGCUAUUCACAAUAUGAAUCUCUUUUGGAAGGAAUUUAAAAAGGAUGUAAAAAUGUUAAAGAGUAAUGUACGUGUGAGGAGAGGAACCACGAUGAGCGUACGUACCAAGGAACGGGGAAACAUCAAAUCGCAUAUAAUCAACAUCUGCACAGGAGGAGAACAAAACAGAGGAGACAUGGUAACGCCCCAUGGUGGUGAACUAAGUAAGGGCGGUCGUAAGGAUAACUACUUCUCCUUGGAAGAAUUUCCUCAAAUUGCCAAAAAAUGGAAAGACCUACUCUUUUUCAUUAUUCAUUCGUUAAAUGAAAAUCAGGGGCUGGAUUAUUUUUCCCAUUCCUUGUUUGAUAUGUUUUCCAAUUUUCACCUAAAAAUAGAAUUUCCAGGUCGUAGGGUAAAAUACAUAGGGGAGCAUUUAAACUACCUGUACAAUUUAAAUUUAUAUUGCCCUACGCACAUUGUCAAGUUGAACCAGCCCAUAAUUCCCACAGUUCUAAAUAACCACUGCAUGAAGAGGAUUAGCUUCCUAAGCAGCGAUGGAAAUAUUCAGCAUUACACUGUGCAGCCUUGUAAUUCUAUUCGCAGCAAGUCAGAACAUAAGUUUACGCUGUUUCAAAUUCUGAUGAAUAACACCAUGUUUAAGUUUUCCGAAACGAAGAAGAGGGGGCUGUCCUAUGGAAUAAAUAUACAUACCCCCCUGCACCCCAGUUUUAGAUUAAAGGAUGAGACGCUUGAGGACAUUUCGCUGAAGGAUUUGUAUAAUGAUUACACGCUGCUGACGAAAAAUGAUAAUUAUUCGCUAGAUAAUAUACUACUACAUCAUAGAAAUCUUAUCACGAAUUCAAUACGGACAUUUUUGCUUAAGAAAGUCGAAUGUGUCGUGAGAGAGAAGGAGAUAACGAUGAAGGAAAGAAAAAAAAGCAUGAACAGUUUUCCCGAUAAAAGGAAUGAAAAAAAGGGAGCUAUUCUUGUGAAGAAAGCCAAGAGUGAAGAAAUUCCGAGAAUAAAAACCGCAGGAAGUAUCGUAAAGAAUACCAUCCUGAAAAGGAACUCUUGUCAUAUUUUCGUGAAUGCAAAAAAAAGUGCCAGUAACUCCAGUUCCUCUAACACUGUUAAAAAUGUGGAAAGAAUCACCUGCAAGAUGCAAAUGGAUUAUUACAAUGCCUUAUCGUAUGAAGAACUAAUCCACAACUUUAGAACCAAGGAAUGGUUUAGGAAGUCCUUCAAAAAAUGGGUGAGAAAAAUUGUAAAAUUACACUUUAAAGAUAUCUGUAAAAUGGUGCCAAAAAAUAUAAUGAAGAAUUACUUCUAUUCUCUGAACAACAAUUUAGAAAGUUACUACCUUAUGAAUAACCAAUUUGUUAAGAGCUACUCUCUGACGUGUAUGUUAAAUUAUGUUUUUUUUCAACAAAAUUCCUCCCUAGAUACAAUUAUGUUGUCCAGGUGCUCAGGCAGAAGUAUGUAUUUGGAAGGGAAACCCUCCUAUAUGGAUCUGCCUCAAUAUUAUGCUAAGAAAAAAGACGCGCAGAAGAGGGGGGUACCGUUCAGACUCACGCGAAACAUUCAGCAGUUUAUUGGGUUCCAAGGCCUACGGGGUGCCUUCCCAUCCAAUUUUUACGUAUCAAUAAUGGCUCUAAAGAAAAACAUGAACUAUCUAAGAGACUUUUUAAAUCUUACAACUUUGGAUGAUUUUUAUUCUCUAUAUGUUUAUGGGGAAAAUAGAAAAAUCCUGCAAAAGAAAGAAAAGAGUUUAAAUGAUGAGAAAGUUAAGCAUGCUUAUGUGAAAUCCUUCCAUGUGGACGAUGCGACAACAGAAAUUAUCAUAAAGGAUGCGGAGGACCAUGUAAGGAAUGUAUGGUAUCGAGUUCGCUGCUUAUAUAAAAACAGAUUAGACAAGAGGACGAACGUUUCUCUGUCAAACGCGGAUGAAUGCAAAAAGGAGAGCAAUGUUCCCAAGGCAUUUGAGUACUACUCAGAUUUGCAGGAUAUCUCGUUAUCCGAAUUGUCCUCAGAUGACGACCUUCAGAAAGCGAACAAUAAUGAGGAUAAGAACGCACAAAAUGCCAAAAGAACUAAUGCAAAUGCGAAAAGGAAAAGAAGCGAAACACCCACCAAGCUGCAGAAGGUAGCGGGUAGUAGCAAAAUAUGUAAGAGUAGGAGGAGUCCUAUGAAGAAGGAACGAACGGAGGGGGACAAUAAUGUGUGCGAUAGGGGAGAUCCCCUACUCAGUGAAGCGAACAUCGCGGAUCAGAAGUCACCCAACAAGGGGCGCCCCACCAUGGGGGAGGAGGCAACUGGCGAGGCGAAGAAUACUGGGGACACUGAAAGGAGUGGGAAUAAUGACAGUAAUGUGAGUAAUGUCAGGAAUGUAACUAAUAUAAAUAAAGUAAAUGAUGUAAGUGAUGUAAAUGACGUAAAUGAUGUAAAUGACGUAAAUGAUGUAAAUAUCGCCACUAAGACGAACAGUACCGCUACCCCCAGCAAUGACAACAAUAAUAAGAAAAGACGAAGGAGCAAGAAGAAACCAAGUGGCGACCCCAAGGAAGAACAAUCGGAGCCGAACCAGGCACAGCCGCCGAUGGAGCAAAAAACACUGGAAGAUAACGCUACCAAUAAAAAGAGCAAGAAAAAUAAAACGAGUCCUUCCAAAUGUAAGAAUAACAAAACACAGGAGGGAGAGGAGGAAAAUGUUACGAAAAAUGUUACCAAAAAUGUUACGAAGAAUACAACCCUCGAUAAUGGGCGAGACCAAAAUGCGGAGUCAAGAUGUACUGCAAACAUUUUGCAAAAGGAACAAAGUGCAAUGCUUAGGGAAAACGGGGAGACACACAUAGAUGAAUCACACAACUCUGUGAUAGAUUUAAUGGAAAUCUCUAUGAGUAAAAAGUAUUUAAGAACCGCGAAUGGCCCCUGGUUCCCGUGGUUCUAA
This is a messenger RNA of Plasmodium inui San Antonio 1, 17265 nucleotides long. RefSeq lists its product as hypothetical. The record is from RefSeq and is a predicted model, not a curated record. Bases 1 to 17265 code for a protein of 5754 amino acids. The transcript has 2 exons. Lineage: Eukaryota; Apicomplexa; Aconoidasida; Haemosporida; Plasmodiidae.